GAUUCCGGCUCGGAGAAGAUGUUUACUUCUUGUGUCUAGACUAAGAGAGAGACCCAUAUUCUUUUCCAAAAGAAAAAAAAAAAGAAAGAUUUUAUGCAAUUGGGGGGCAAAGUGAAGAUGCUUUAAAAAUAAUUCUUUCCCUUUUCUGUCUGAAUACUUCCACUAACUUUUGAUCUCCGGAGUAAAGCAAACUUGGGUGUUGAGAGGUAUCAUGGGCAGCUUCAGAGGCCACGCUCUCCCUGGGACCUUCUUCCUUGUUGCCGGGAUUUGGUGGACGGUAAAGUACUCGAUUUGGCAUGCCACGCGCAGGAACAAGGGUAUUGGUUCUACUCGUCUGGCUAGCAGAGCCUCACAGCGACGGCUGGAGAUCAUUGAGAGCUCAGUCAUACUCUUUUUCUCCCUUGUUGGGAUGUUGGCAGAACAGUUUGGAUCGGGUGGACCGAAGCUUCAGUUGUACGACUUCGUAGAGAAACACUGGGACCAUCUGCACAGCUGGCACCACGCCACCAUGUACUUGUUCUUUGGGCUCUUUGCAACAGUGUCUCUGAUUAUCCACACCACAGAAGCGGCACCACUGGCACUGGAUCGGUUAAUGCUGGCAAUUGCUUUCUUUAAUGAAGGAUUUCUUUUUCUUUACCACCUCCAUGGCAGGGGCAUGCUGGAUGUCCACGUGCAUCUGCUCCUUCUGUACGCGGUUUUUGGAGAGACUCUUGUUGCCUUCCUGGAGAUCUUUCACCGAGGCAACAUCAUUCUGGAGCUGCUGCGGUGCACGCUAACGGUGGUUCAGGGGACCUGGUUCUGGGAGGUUGGUUUUGUGCUGUACCCGCCCCGCGGCCCCGAGUGGGACUUGAAAGAUCCCAACAAUAUGAUGUUCAUUACCAUGUGUUACUCCUGGCACCUCGCCUUCGCCAUGCUUAUAGUGAGCGUGCUCUAUUGCAUCGUCAGCUGGUGUGACGAUGAAGUGACCCACCUGGCCAGGUAA
This is a messenger RNA of Neolamprologus brichardi, 982 nucleotides long. The record is from RefSeq and is a predicted model, not a curated record. NCBI's taxonomy places the organism in Eukaryota, Metazoa, Chordata, Actinopteri, Cichliformes, Cichlidae.